This is a messenger RNA of Betta splendens (Siamese fighting fish), 1898 nucleotides long. RefSeq names its product protein NLRC3-like. The record is from RefSeq and is a predicted model, not a curated record. Lineage: Eukaryota; Metazoa; Chordata; Actinopteri; Anabantiformes; Osphronemidae. The coding region runs from base 174 to 1535 and encodes 453 amino acids. The transcript is spliced from 3 exons.
CUGGUUCCUGUAAACGGAGAGGGGGCGGGGCUUCAGUGACCACGUGAUCCAGGAGCGAACACAGAACGUGUUCAGUGAGUUUAUACUCCAUUUGGAGAGAACAGAGAAGGAGGAAAAGUUAAACAAACACCAAGAAGAAGAAAAAACGUUGAGGAGUGACCUUCCUGAGGAGGAUGAAGCAGGAGGAGCUGGCUGACUGUCUGCAGAGAUCUUCUGCUGCACUUUGUCAGGAUCAACUUAAAUCUCGCCUGAAGCAGAAGUUCCAUUGUGUGUUUGAAGGCAUCGCUAAAGCAGGAAAGCCAACCCUUCUGAACCAGAUCUACACAGAGCUGUACAUCACAGAGGGAGGGACUGGAGAGGUCAACGCUGAACAUGAGGUCAGACAGAUUGAAACAGCCUCCAGGAAACCAGACAGAGCAGAAACAAGCAUCAGACCAGAAGACGUCUUUAAAGGCUCAGCUGGAAGAGAUGGAGCCAUCAGAACAGUGAUGACAAAGGGAGUGGCUGGCAUUGGAAAAACAGUCCUAACACAGAAGUUCACUCUGGACUGGGCUGAAGGCAAAGCCAACCAGGACAUACACUUCACAUUUCCAUUCACAUUCAGAGAGCUGAAUUUGCUGAAAGAGCAAAAGUUCAGCUUGGUGGAACCUGUUCAUCACUUCUUCACUGAAACCAAAGCAGCAGGAAUCUGCAGGUUUGAAGAGAUAGAGGUUGUUUUCAUCUUGGACGGUCUGGAUGAGUGUCGACUUCCCCUGGACUUUAACAAGACUAAAACCCUGACUGAUGUCACAGAGUCCACCUCAGUGGAUGUGCUGCUGACAAACAUGAUCAGGGGGAACCUGCUUCCCUCUGCUCGCCUCUGGAUCACCACACGACCUGCAGCAGCCAAUCAGGUCCCUCCUGGGUGUGUUGACAUGGUGACAGAGGUCAGAGGGUUCACUGACCCACAGAAGGAGGAGUACUUCAGGAAGAGGUUCACAGAUGAGCAGCAGGCCACAACAAUCAUGUCCCACAUCAAGACGUCACGAAGCCUCCACAUCAUGUGCCACAUCCCAGUCUUCUGCUGGAUCACUGCUACGGUUCUGGAGGAUCUGCUGGAAACCAGAGAGGGAGGAGAGCUGCCCAAGACCCUGACGGAGAUGUACAUCCACUUCCUGGUGGUUCAGACCAAAGUGAAUAACAUCAAGUAUGAUGGAGGAGCUGAGACAGAUCCACUCUGGAAUAAAAAGAGCAGGAAGAUGAUUAAGUCUCUGGGAAAACUGGCUUUUGAGCAGCUGCAGAAAGGAAACCUGAUCUUCUAUGAGUCAGACCUGACAGAGUGUGGCAUCGAUGUCAGAGCAGCCUCAGUUUAUUCAGGGGUGUUCACACAGGUCUUUAAAGAGGAAAAAGGGCUGUAUCAGGACAAGGCGUUCUGCUUCAUCCAUCUGAGUGUUCAGGAGUUUCUGGCUGCUCUUCAUGUCCAUCUGACCUUCAUCAACUCUGGAGUCAACCUGCUGUCACAAUUAUCCUGGUUUAAACCUUUUAUGAUAAAAUAGAACUCCACAGUUCUACCACGUUGCUGUGGACAAGGCUUUAAAGAGUCCAAAUGGACACCUGGACCUGGUCCUCCGCUUCCUCCUGGGAUUUUCUCUUGAGAAAAACCAGUCAUUCUUACAAGGUUUGAUGACACGAAUGAGAAGUAAUUUACAAACCAAUCAGAAAACAGUUCAAUAUAUCAAGAAAAAAAUCACAGAGUUUCCUUCUGCAGAGAAAAGCAUCAACCUCUUCCACUGUCUGAAUGAGCUGAAUGAUUGUUCUCUAGUAGAGGAGAUCCAAGAUUAUCUGAAAUCAGGAAGUCUCUUCACAGAUAAACUGUCUCCUGCCCAGUGGUCAGCUCUGGUUUUCAUCUUAUUGUCUUC